Molecule: messenger RNA, 3121 nt
Organism: Grus americana (Whooping crane)
Lineage: Eukaryota; Metazoa; Chordata; Aves; Gruiformes; Gruidae
Gene: CYBB
Product: cytochrome b-245 heavy chain
Exons: 13
Coding region: 412-2124 (570 amino acids)
Biological process (GO): defense response; superoxide anion generation
Cellular component (GO): NADPH oxidase complex; plasma membrane
Molecular function (GO): superoxide-generating NAD(P)H oxidase activity
Source: RefSeq, a predicted model, not a curated record
AGGAACGGCAACUCAGACGUGAGGUGAUAAAAAAGACAAGGCUGGGAAGAGAUAACUCUUCUGUGCGUUCUGUAUUACAUUUCAGUAUUGAAAGUUAUAUAAAGUGGCAAUACAUUUUUUAGCAGAAAAUCUGACCAGCCCUGUUAUUUAUUUUAUCUUCUGUAUCACAAGGAAAAAAUAGUCUACUUCAGCAGCUUAUAUAUGUUUGAGUUAUGAAAAGUUGUAUGUAAAGACGGUAGAAACAUGCUUGAAACAGAACCAUGGACAUGAUUCAAUGGUUAACUUAUUUCCUAAAUAAAUGAGAAAGGAAACAGGUUGCUGCAAGCUUCUGCUCUCACUUCCUUAUGAGAUAAGACAUAGACGCUGUCUCAGAAAGAACGGGGCUGUUGUGCACGCUCAUCUCGGGCAAUCAUGGGUAACUGGGUGGAGAAUGAAGGACUGUCCAUCUUCGUCGUUAUUGUGUGGCUGGGCUUAAAUGUCUUCCUCUUUUGGUGGUACUAUCUUGUAUAUGAUGUCCCACCAAAAUUCUUCUACACCAGAGUACUCCUUGGUCGUGCUUUGGCUCUGGCAAGGGCCCCUGCAGCUUGUCUGAACUUCAAUUGCAUGCUGAUUCUGCUGCCAGUAUGUCGAAACUUGCUCUCCUUCCUCAGAGGAUCAAGUGCGUGCUGCUCUACCCGUGUCAGACGACAGCUGGACAGGAACCUCACCUUUCACAAAAUGGUGGCAUGGAUGAUUGCACUUCAUACUGCAAUUCACACCAUCGCACACUUAUUCAAUGUAGAGUGGAGUGUGCAAGCCCGUGUUGAAGGGGGAGGAACUCUGGCAGGUGUGCUUUCUAGACUUGGUGAUAAAGAAAAUGAAAGCUAUAUCAACUUUUUUAGAAAAAAUAUUGGGAAUCCUGUGGGGGGCCUAUAUGUGGCUUUCACGUACUUGGCUGGUCUCACUGGCGUUAUCAUCACACUGGCCCUCAUAUUAAUCAUCACGUCAUCCACCAAAACCAUCCGAAGGUCGUAUUUCGAAGUAUUUUGGUACACCCACCAUCUCUUUGUCAUCUUCUUUAUUGGCCUUGUCAUCCAUGGUGCUGGGCGUAUUGUACGGGGGCAGACAGCUCAGAGUCUGGCUGAACAUAAUCCAGAGAUUUGCUACAAGAACUUCACUCACUGGGGAAAGAAGGGGGCUUGCCCAAUCCCCCAGUUUUCAGGGAAUCCUCCUAUGACAUGGAAGUGGGUAGUAGGUCCCAUGGUUUUGUACCUGUGUGAGAGGUUGGUGCGGUUUUGGAGGUCACAGCAGAAGGUUGUUAUCACAAAGGUGGUCAUUCAUCCCUUCAAGACAAUUGAGCUCCAGAUGAUGAAGAAGGGCUUCAAGAUGGAGGUCGGGCAAUACAUUUUUGUCAAAUGUCCAGCAGUGUCUAAACUGGAAUGGCAUCCAUUUACACUAACCUCUGCUCCAGAAGAGGAUUACUUCAGCAUUCACGUCCGUAUUGUAGGGGACUGGACAGAGGGAUUGUUCAACGCCUGUGGAUGCGAUAAGCAAGAAUUCCAGGAGGCAUGGAAGUUGCCCAAGAUAGCUGUGGAUGGCCCCUUUGGAACAGCAAGUGAGGACGUAUUCAGUUAUGAAACUGUUAUGCUUGUUGGAGCUGGAAUAGGGGUCACCCCCUUUGCAUCUGUACUCAAGUCUGUCUGGUACAAAUACUGCCACGAUGCGACCAACCUGAAACUCAAAAAGAUCUAUUUUUACUGGCUUUGCAGGGACACUCAUGCCUUUGAAUGGUUUGCUGACCUCUUGCAGUCUCUGGAGGCUCAAAUGCAGGAGAGGAAUAAUGCAGACUUUCUCAGCUAUAACAUCUACCUUACAGGCUGGGAUGAAUCUCAGGCUACUCACUUUGUAGUGCAUCAUGAAGAAGAGAAAGAUGUGAUUACAGGCCUUAAACAGAAAACCUUGUAUGGGAGACCUAACUGGGAAAAUGAGUUCAAAACUAUUGCGGGGCAGCAUCCUGGCUCCAGAAUAGGUGUUUUUCUCUGCGGACCUGAGGGCCUGGCUGACACACUCAACAAGCAGAGCAUCAGCAACUCAGAAGCUGACCCACGAGGAGUACACUUCAUUUUUAACAAGGAAAACUUCUAACUCCCAAAACACGUGGGAGUCAUUCAAUACGAAGUCUAAAGACUGGAUCUCUUUUUUCUAUUUGGAGCCUGGGAAGGACAGCUGAGCUUCUAAUCUCAGCUACACUAACGCAAAUCCCUUUGCUUCUUGGGAAUGAUUUUGGCGCUGUGGUAGAGCAAAAGAGUCGAGUUUUACCUUAGGGAAGUGUGCACUGCCCUCCCCAUGCUGGCAAUUUAGCAGAAAUCUGUUUUCUUUGUCUGUGUGAGGGGAUUUCCCCUCAAUUAACUGCCUUUGUCUUCCUGUUAUUCGUAAUGACUGCUGAAGGGUCUAGGCAGCCAUACGCUUUUGGGAGCCAAUUCACACUGAAAAAGCUUAAUGCUAUUAAACAAUAAAGCGUUCUAGCAUAAUGCUUGCUAUUAGGAGACAGCUUAUCCCGGCUACAGCCAGUCCCUGGAGCGAGGAGAGGUUGGGGAAGGGUGACUGGGAAAGAUUGUUCCUUACAAGAGGAAAUCUCCUUUGCGCACCCGCAUCUUUCAGGCUUCUGAAUACAAGCAUAAAUGUCUUGUCCAAGAGAUAGCACAGGCAGCUGAAAAGCAGCCGUUCCUCCUUAGGAAAGGAGAGAACUGGAAAGGAACCACCUGGAUUUCUGAGCGCCACCCCCACCCCAGCUGCUGGGGGGUGACGAGGACGGAGUCAAACCAAGUCCUGCACCUGACAUGUGAGCCAUCGCUCGGCUGCUUCGAACACUCUCAGUUUCACAUCUUCAAAUUCAUGGUGCAGGGAUCCAAACAAGAGGUUUUGUGUUUUCAAGACUGCCAUUUCUGAUUUUCAAGGCUGAAAAACCUUGUUGCCAAAUGAUUUAAUGGGUAUUUUCUGCAGCAUUCUUAAAUGCAUACAGUGCUUUUGGCUCUAUUGUUCAGCUGUUCCUUUUUGAUGGUCAAACAGGUUUGAGAAAGCAAAGAUCAUGUGGUCAGUAUCUGGAAUAGCUAUGAAUAAAGUUUCUGAUGCGUACAAGACA